Talaromyces marneffei is the source of this 1110-nucleotide messenger RNA. RefSeq lists its product as uncharacterized. The record is from RefSeq and is a predicted model, not a curated record. NCBI's taxonomy places the organism in Eukaryota, Fungi, Ascomycota, Eurotiomycetes, Eurotiales, Trichocomaceae. The transcript has 2 exons. The coding region runs from base 1 to 1110 and encodes 369 amino acids.
AUGAAUUCCAACCCCACUGGCUAUCCUACUACCAUGCAGCAGCAUGCUAAUCCCAUGUUGGCUGCCACUGCAGGCUAUCCUGUCCAGCCCGGAAAUCCAAACAAUCAACAGUUCCCCUACUAUGCUGCCAACCCGAUGGCUGCCUAUCCGCCGCAAAUGCAACAACCGUCGCAGGCACGUCCCGGCCAGAUGCAACAACAUUCCUUCAACCCCAUGCAGAUCCAAACCUCCGGCCCUGGUGGAGCUAUGAUGCCGGCUAACAUGGUUGCUCCGCAUGCCAACAUGGCUUACUCUUCGGCUUCUCCCUACCAUCCGACUGCCAUUCCGACUACUUCUGCCUCACCCGCGCACACUCAGAGCCCUGCCACCGCAGCAACUGUCUCGAUGCAGAUGCCAUCACAGAAUAUGACUGCUGUUUCCAAUCCUGCAAUGCUGCUUGCCCAGCAACAGCAACAGCAACAACUACAACUACAAAUGCAGCAGCAACAGCAGCAGCAUCAACAACAACAACAGCAGCAACAACUUCAACAGCAGCAACAGCAGCAGCAACAACAACAACAACAACAACAACAACAACAACAACAACAACAGCAAAGAGCAACCCCACAGGCGAACCAGACACCACCCCAGCAACAGCAGCAAGCAGCUCCCCAGUCUCCUGCCGCUGCUGCUCGUGAGCGAGCUCGCGUCACUGCUCUUCUUGACAUCAAUUCUGCGCUUUUACAGGAACUCCUCAAUCUCCAAGCUGCAGGCAAGUCUGGUGGUGCCCCACAAGCACCUUCCACAACAACACCCGAGCAGUCAUCAUCACCAGGGUCGGCCACAGAGCCGGCGAGCACCUCAAGUGACGCCCCGAGGAAACCCAGUCAGGAAUAUGUAGAGUGCUUGAAGCGCCUACAAAGCAACCUAGUCUAUCUCGCCUCUGUUACUGACCGCAGCAAGAAACCAGUCUCAUCGGCUCCGGCCAUUCUUACUCCCCCGCCGCAUAUGGGCAAUCUCAACGAGCAGUAUACGAAAUUGAAUGAGCUUUUUGCCGGUAUUCCUCGACCUUCUGUAGCACACCAGCAAAGGCCUAGCCAGUCAGGUGUGGCUGCCGAGACUGCUGUGUGA